AUGAAAGGGCAAGUCAAGGUCAACCUCACACCCACCAACUACUCCAUGAAAGGCUCCCCAGGCGGUCUAGCCUGCCUCAACACCCUCUUCCACUCCCACAUAUACACCAUCACAUUCACCAAUGCACGCAUCCCAUUCGGCUGUGUGACCAUUGAAGCCCUCUGUCUAUCCCACUUUUUCCCAGCCACUACAAAAUAUGUGUGGGCUUACACAGGCAUGUUGUAUUGGGCUACAAUGUACCUAUCACAUCACUACCUCAUUGACAUGGUAGGGGGUGCAUGCCUCGCCACUGCAUUCUUCUACCUCUUCCUCCCAGAUGACCUCAGAGGCUCUGCAGUGCUCACACCCCCACCCAACCUCACCUCUUCGUCCUGGUUCAGGGGCAGGUCAAAGUACAAAGUGUACAAUUUAGAGGACCCACAUAGGGGAGGAGGGGGAGGAGGGAUGAAUGGGAUGGUGGAUACUGCAGAUUUUGAACUGAGCUAG
This is a messenger RNA of Laccaria bicolor S238N-H82, 486 nucleotides long. RefSeq lists its product as uncharacterized. Gene Ontology annotation, molecular function: inositol phosphoceramide synthase activity. Bases 1 to 486 code for a protein of 161 amino acids. Lineage: Eukaryota; Fungi; Basidiomycota; Agaricomycetes; Agaricales; Hydnangiaceae. The record is from RefSeq and is a predicted model, not a curated record. The transcript has 3 exons. Gene Ontology annotation, cellular component: inositol phosphoceramide synthase complex. Gene Ontology annotation, biological process: inositol phosphoceramide metabolic process; sphingolipid biosynthetic process.